AUGGUAGAAGUGUACUUUCCUGAGUUUUUAAUCUAUUCACAGUCUCUACAAUCUACAAGGAGCAAAACUAAUUACUCCCAAGUGAUUAAGGAGCUGUUUUCUGUCAUUCCUGGAGAGGAACGGUACAGAGAUGCCGGCCCGUCCCGCUGUCGAACCUGUGCUGUGGUGGGGAACUCUGGGAACCUUUUAGGAUCAUACUAUGGUCCUGUUAUAGACAACCACGAUUUUGUGUUCAGGAUGAAUAAGGCACCAGUUCAAGGCUAUGAGAAAGACGUGGGAUCCAGGACGACCCAUCGUAUCAUGUACCCAGAAAGUGCAACCCAUCUGGACAACAACACACACCUGGUGCUGUUGCCCUUCAAAACACUAGAUAUCCAGUGGGUCACCAGUGCUCUAACUGAUGGAUCUAUCAAACGAACAUGGUUUAAGGUUAUAGACCAGCUACAAGCCAACAAGGACAAAGUGAUGGUUAUGCACCCUGCUUUCAUGCAUUAUGUGCACAAUGCGUGGCUGCACAUUAAGUCUCGAAGAUCUUAUCCAUCUACAGGUUUUCUUGUGCUUAUAUUCGCCAUGCACAUUUGUGAUGAGGUAAAUGUGUUUGGCUUUGGUGCGAACAGUAAAGGCACCUGGCACCACUAUUUCGAAAAAACACCUAAGUCUUUCAAACGCACUGGUAAACACAGUGGCGGGAUUGAGUGUGAAACCAUCUUAGAACUUCACAAAAGGAGGCUGAUUGAUCUAUACACGGGGUGGACCGGCAGAGCAGGGAACCAGAAUGGAGCUGGCAGUACUAGUGGAGUUGAGGACCACCAGAGCAGAGCAGACAGGUCUGAAGAUCCCCACGGCAGAGUAGAAGUCCACCAUGGUGGAGCAGACAGAGCAGGAGCCCACCAGGGUGGAACAGACGGAGCAGAAGACCACCACGGCAGAGCAGACGGAGCAGCAGACCACCAGACCGGAGUAGACAGAGCAGAAGAUCACCACGGCGGAGCAGACGGAGCAGCAGACCACCAGACAGGAGCAGAUGGAGCAGAAGACCAGCAGAGCGUAGCGGAAGACCACCACGGUGGACCAGACGGAUCAGGAACCCAUGGCAGAGACUGGUACCUGGGAAAAACUGAGACACAAGAAACAGACAUUCACGGUCUCAAGGACCGAGGCGGGGGCACAGGAAGUUCAUCCCUCAUCUCACUAGUGACCACUGAACGGGCAGACAGUUCAUAA
Molecule: messenger RNA, 1224 nt
Organism: Sinocyclocheilus rhinocerous
Lineage: Eukaryota; Metazoa; Chordata; Actinopteri; Cypriniformes; Cyprinidae
Product: CMP-N-acetylneuraminate-beta-galactosamide-alpha-2,3-sialyltransferase 1-like
Exons: 6
Coding region: 1-1224 (407 amino acids)
Biological process (GO): sialylation
Cellular component (GO): membrane
Molecular function (GO): beta-galactoside (CMP) alpha-2,3-sialyltransferase activity
Source: RefSeq, a predicted model, not a curated record